Messenger RNA from Scaptodrosophila lebanonensis, 782 nucleotides. RefSeq names its product glutathione S-transferase 1-like. The coding region runs from base 19 to 681 and encodes 220 amino acids. Gene Ontology annotation, biological process: glutathione metabolic process. The record is from RefSeq and is a predicted model, not a curated record. NCBI's taxonomy places the organism in Eukaryota, Metazoa, Arthropoda, Insecta, Diptera, Drosophilidae. Gene Ontology annotation, molecular function: glutathione transferase activity. The transcript has a single exon.
CUUCCAAGAGACAACAACAUGGGUAAACUAACACUUUAUGGCAUCGAUGGCAGCCCACCAGUGCGAUCUGUUUUGCUGACUUUGAACGCGCUGAAUCUGCCCUUUGACUAUAAGGUUGUCAAUCUGUUUGCCAAAGAACAGAUGACACCGGAAUUUCUGAAGAUGAAUCCACAACACACUGUUCCCACUUUGGACGAUGAUGGGUUCUAUGUGUGGGACUCGCAUGCCAUCAACGCCUAUUUGGUCAGCAAGUAUGGCAAAACAGACACCCUCUAUCCGAAAGAUCUGCAGGAACGAGCAGUCGUCGAUCAGCGCCUCCAUUACGAUUCCAGCACCAUUGGUUCGACAAUGCGUGCCAUCACCUUUCCCCUGAUCCGACAGAAUGUCACGGAAAUCCCAAAGGCUCGUAUCGAUGCUGUUGCCGAGGUCUAUGCUACGCUCGAAAUGUUUCUGAAGAACCAAGACUAUAUGGCUGGCAAGAAUCUAACAAUUGCCGACUUCCACAUCAUUGCUGUGGUUACCUCCCUAACCGCUUUCAUCGACAUCGAUGCCGGCACAUUUCCCAAAUUCGCGGCUUGGCUGGAGCGCAUGAAGAAACUGCCGUACUAUGAGGAGGCCAAUGGCAAACGCUUGAAGAUGUUCAUCGAUAUGGUCAAGUCAAAGAAUUUUACCAUUGUUUAAGAGUUUACAGUAAACAUAAACUACAUAUAAUAUACAUACAUAUAUAGGCGCCUAUGUACAUUUAAUUUGUUAUGCGAUAAUAAAGUUCUUAAUAGCAAUGA